Sinocyclocheilus rhinocerous is the source of this 1337-nucleotide messenger RNA. Its product is annotated as tRNA-splicing ligase RtcB homolog. The record is from RefSeq and is a predicted model, not a curated record. Gene Ontology annotation, molecular function: RNA ligase (ATP) activity. Gene Ontology annotation, biological process: RNA processing. The coding region runs from base 45 to 1337 and encodes 430 amino acids. The transcript has 11 exons. NCBI's taxonomy places the organism in Eukaryota, Metazoa, Chordata, Actinopteri, Cypriniformes, Cyprinidae. Gene Ontology annotation, cellular component: nucleus; tRNA-splicing ligase complex.
AUAUAGUUUGCUGUCAAAAGUGCGUCUAUUAUUUCUAUUUUAAAAUGAAUCGCACUUAUAACGAUGAGCUUCAGUAUCUGGAUAAAAUCCACAAAAACUGCUGGCGGAUCAAGAAGGGCUUCGUGCCGAACAUGCAGGUGGAGGGUGUUUUCUAUGUGAAUGAUCCUCUGGAGAAACUCAUGUUUGAGGAGCUGAGAAACGCCUGUCGUGGUGGAGGGUUUGGUGGUUUCUUGCCUGCUAUGAAGCAAAUUGGAAACGUCGCUGCCCUGCCAGGAAUCGUACAUCGGUCCAUCGGUUUACCUGACGUUCACUCCGGAUAUGGUUUUGCUAUCGGAAACAUGGCUGCGUUUGACAUGGACGACCCAGAGGCCGUGGUGUCUCCCGGUGGCGUGGGGUUUGACAUUAACUGUGGCGUCCGUCUGCUGAGGACUAACCUGGACGAGGGCGACGUGCAGCCGGUGAAAGAGCAGCUGGCGCAGUCCAUGUUUGACCACAUUCCCGUCGGAGUCGAAUUCGGAUCCAAGGGCGUCAUUCCCAUGGGAGCAAAAGAUCUGGAGGAAGCUCUGGAGAUGGGUGUGGACUGGUCUCUGAGGGAAGGAUAUGCCUGGGCCGAGGAUAAAGAGCACUGUGAGGAAUACGGCCGGAUGCUGCAGGCCGAUCCCAACAAAGUCUCGUCCAAAGCCAAGAAGAGAGGACUGCCACAGUUGGGGACGCUGGGUGCAGGAAACCACUACGCCGAGAUUCAGGUGGUGGAUGAGAUCUACAACGAUUACGCUGCGAAGAAGAUGGGCAUCGACCACAAGGGACAGAUCUGUGUGAUGAUCCACAGCGGCAGUCGAGGCCUCGGCCACCAGGUGGCCACAGAUGCUUUGGUUGCGAUGGAGAAGGCGAUGAAGCGGGAUAAGAUCACGGUGAACGACCGUCAGCUGGCCUGCGCUCGCAUCACGUCUCCUGAGGGUCAGGACUAUCUGAAGGGCAUGGCGGCCGCCGGCAACUACGCCUGGGUCAACCGCUCCUCCAUGACCUUUCUCACCCGCCAGGCCUUCUCCAAAGUCUUCAACACCACACCAGACGAUCUGGACAUGCACAUCAUCUACGACGUCUCGCACAACAUCGCCAAGGUGGAAGAGCACAUGCUGGAGGGCAAACAGAAGACGCUUCUCGUGCACCGGAAGGGAUCGACGCGAGCGUUCCCGCCUCACCAUCCACUCAUACCUGUCGACUAUCAGGCUCCUGAAUCCUACAAGAAUGUCACAGACGUGGUGAACACGUGCCACGACGCCGGCAUCAGUAAAAAGGCCAUCAAGCUCAGACCGAUCGCUGUGAUUAAAGGCUGA